This is a messenger RNA of Trichoplusia ni (cabbage looper), 1904 nucleotides long. RefSeq names its product glucose-fructose oxidoreductase domain-containing protein 1. Gene Ontology annotation, molecular function: nucleotide binding. Bases 237 to 1439 code for a protein of 400 amino acids. The transcript has a single exon. The record is from RefSeq and is a predicted model, not a curated record. Lineage: Eukaryota; Metazoa; Arthropoda; Insecta; Lepidoptera; Noctuidae.
UCACUAACACUAUAUUCAACAAAUGUCGAGUAUUGUCGAGCUACUUUAUAGAGUGUAUCUAAAAACUGGUUUGUUACGUACUUGUGCGACGCUUAUGAGGCGAAUUGUUUGUGUUUAAGUUAGUGUAAGACGAUAAUGACAUUUCUAAAAAUGUUACGAACGGAAUAAGAUUUCGUUUCGCAGUAAUAAGGCCGUGUUGACAAACCCAAGGGGCUUGUCUUGUAAACGCACUGAAAAUGUUACCGGGAAUUGGGGUUUUUGGGACUGGAGCUAUAGCAAAAGUUUUGGUGCCAUUCUUAAGAGAAAAAGGGUUUCCAGUAGAAGCUAUAUGGGGUGUUACACUUCAGGAAGCUGAGCUAGCUGCAAAGGAACUAAAGAUACCAUUUUUCACAAAUAAAAUAGAUGAUGUUUUGCUGAAAAAGAAUGUGAGCUUGGUAUUUAUUGUGUGCGCGCCAAAUUUACACGCCCAAAUAUCAGUUAAGGCUUUGGGUAUUGGAAAGCAUGUAGUUUGUGAUAAACCUGCAGGGCUAUGUCAGGCAGAAGCCUUAAAAAUGGUGCGAGCUGCACAAUACUACCCCAGUCUUAUAUCCAUAGUCAAUCAUUCUCUACGGUUUUUACCGGCAUUCAGCCACAUGAGGAAAUGCAUCCAUGAAGGUUACUUAGGUAAUCCAGAUGAAUUGAGUCUUGUAGAUGUACGAGUACAAAUGGGUCCUUUGAUAGGGGAAACAUACAACUGGUUGUGUGAUGAUACUAUGGGAGGAGGGACACUGACAUUAGUUGGUAGUCAUGUUAUAGAUUUAGUUUCAUACCUGACCGGACAGAAAGUUGUCAAGGUACAUGGAGUCCUAAGAACUUUUGUGGAAGAAACUAGUAAAGUUAAUGGCAUUAGGAAGAUAACAGCUCCAGACUUCUGCACAUUCCAAUUACAAAUGGAUAAAGGGCUAUUAGUAACUGCUACACUGAAUAACCAUUUGCCUGGACCAUGCUUCAAUCAAGAAAUUUAUGUGUGCAGUAAGAAAGGUUAUCUGGUUGUGAAAGGAGGUGACUUGCAUGGUAAACUGCACAAACCCAAUGUGAAGUUUACAGAGGAUGAAGGUAAAAGGCCCCAUGGUCAAGAAGAGGUCAUUUAUGUUGAUGUUGAAGAUUUGAGUUGUGCAUCAAGUGUUGUCCCAAAACCUUACAUAAAAGGCCUAUGUAAAAUGAUAAGUGCCUUAAAAGAAGCCUUUUUACCCGUCAAGGAGCAAAUGGACUGGGUCAAAGAGCCUGUGAAGGCUGCAGCCACAUUUGAGGAUGGGCAAAGAGUCCAGGCCGCAAUGGAGGCUUUACGUCAAUCAAAUGAAGAUGGCUGCUGGAUAUCAGUACAGUUACUAACAGAACCUCCGGACCCAAACCCAGCCUUAUCGGCUGCUGUGAGACGCACAGCCAUAUCUUUACAAUAGUUUUGCAAUUUAAAUGUAUUGAUAUGCCAUCAUCAUGUACCUUUUACUGCGUAAACAUUAGCUAUGUUGCAUAUAUUAGUCAAAUAAGUACUUAGCUAUUAAGAUUCAAUAUGUAAUAUGUCUCAGUAUUAAUAUUGAAUAACCUAUGAAGUGGUUAGUCACAAGAUUCUGUAACCAUUGUGUUUAUUUUAAGUGCAUUUAACCUUAUUUUAAAGCUUGCCAUGAUUAUGUAAAUAUAGUCAUAUUUGUCGAAGGAUGUUGUCCUUCUUGUACUGCACUUAGAUAGUCACAAUUUUAAUUAUUAAUUUUGUACUUAAUUUUAUACAUUUUCAUAUUUCUAGGCAAACAAAACGCUAUAUAAGAUAUUGUAUUUACUGUGAUUUAAAGUUAGUGCUUAAUUAUGUAUGAUUAUAAAAUCAGGUUGUACAAAGAUUGUCUAAAAUUAAAACAAUAUUUUACUAUUUA